CUGGCGGCGGCGACGAUGAGGAUGGCGGCGCUGGCGAGCGCGGCCGAGCGAGCUGUCCUGGUCAGUAAGGGCUUAUGAGAUCUGGGGAAAGGGAAAGAAGACGUACUAUGCUGUCAUCCAGUGCCUACAGCUGCUUCUGAGCUGACCAGGAUGUGAAUGGAAGAAGAGUUCAAGUGGCUUUUACAAGAGGAAGUUCACGCUGUCCUUCGGCAGCUACAAGAUAUUUUGAAGGAAGCUUCUCACAGGUUUGCUUUGCCUGUGAGUGGCUCAGAGGGACCCAUCAAACAGGAGAACUUUAUCCUAGGCACUGCAAAUGCUGACCAGGUGAAGGGAGUCUUGAUGCUUCAGGGGGACACCCUAUGCCAAGCUGAUAUUAACUUGAAAAUGCCCAGGAAUAACCAGCUUCUGCAUUUUGCAUUCCGAGAUGACAAGCAGUGGAAAUUGCAGCAGAUCCAGGAUGCAAGGAAUCAUGUUAACCAGGCAAUUUACCUGCUAACUAACAGAGGCACCAAUUACCAGUUCAAGACCGGAUGUGAGGUUCUCAAGCUGAUGGAUGCAGUGAUGUUGCAGUUAACAAGAGCUCGGAAUCGGCUCACCACUCCAGCUACUUUGACCCUACCAGAAAUCGCCUCCAGCAGCCUCACGAAAAUGUUCACUCCAGCCCUGCCUUCAGACACCUUGAUGAACUUCUACAUCAACCUAAAUAAACUUUGCUUGACUGUUUAUCAGCUGCACUCACUGCAGCCCAGUUCCACAAAGAACUUCCGACCAGCUGGUGGGUCCAUCUUGCACAACCCAGGGGCUAUGUUUGAAUAUGGCAACCAAAGAUAUGAAGUCAGCCACGUCCAUAAAGUGGAGUGUGUUGUGCCCUGGUUGAAUGAUGCCCUGGUUUUCUUCACAGUGUCCCUGCAGCUCUGCCAGCAGCUAAAAGACAAGAUUGCUGUGUUUUCUGGCUACUGGAACUACAGGCUGUACUGAUCACAUCUCCAAGGGCAGCCCCCUUUUGAAGUUUCAGCCCCUCCCUUCCGCGGAGGACGCCCUGGCAUAAGCUUUGUAUAGGAAGAGUUGUCAGAUUCCAACUCUCCAUGGUGGCUUGCUGGGCAGGACCCCAUGCCCAGCAUUGGCAUCUUUGUGGGUAGAGUGUCACUAUUUAAUUAGCACUUUAGAAUCGCACCCAUUUCUUUCCACACAUCUCAAGGCUGGGGACAAAGAUAAGCCAAUAAACGCUUGUCAGAUCCCACUCCUCUAGAGGAAAGGUGCGAUGUGGAGCAAUACAGGAAGGAGCCCAGAAGGGGUGUGAUCAUCCAGAAGGCUGGGUGGUGAAGUGCUCGCAAGGGCCAUUCUCUGUAAUUGAUUUCAGGUUUGCUCUUCCUUGCAGGCCUGUCCCCUUCCACAAACGUGUGUCUUCAUCUCUCCCAUGCUCCCUCCAUGACUUGGCGCUAGAGGUGCAAGGCCUCGUUUCUUUCCACGGUAGCCCAAAGCCUGCUUUUAGCAAGCUGGGCUUCUACCUUUGGUCUGGUCUUCCACUAAGCUGUCUUUUAUCUGUCCCACCACCAUGACACGCCAAUUAUAACCCUUACCCGGACCAACAUUGCACAGGUGGUGGGGUGGUUUGUUUGCUGCUAAACCUUGUGUGUCAUUCCUGGAACUAAUUGAUUGCUGUGAAAUAAAGGUCCCUGAACACUU
Eublepharis macularius is the source of this 1686-nucleotide messenger RNA. It is a transcript of the gene ROGDI, whose product is annotated as rogdi atypical leucine zipper. The record is from RefSeq and is a predicted model, not a curated record. Bases 157 to 978 code for a protein of 273 amino acids. Lineage: Eukaryota; Metazoa; Chordata; Lepidosauria; Squamata; Eublepharidae. The transcript is spliced from 12 exons. Gene Ontology annotation, cellular component: RAVE complex.